Messenger RNA from Prunus armeniaca (apricot), 777 nucleotides. The record is from the annotation of a GenBank genome assembly. NCBI's taxonomy places the organism in Eukaryota, Viridiplantae, Streptophyta, Magnoliopsida, Rosales, Rosaceae.
AUGGAGGUUCGCAGCCAACGAACUACAACUUGGAGGACCUCGACGAUGAGUCUUCGGCGUACCUCAACAGACUCUUCUCUAAUAGGUACAAGCAGUGGAAGAGCAACUUGCACCACUAUUUUGAGGCUUUUGAGGAUCCGGAAGUUGCUGUUCAAGAGGGUUGCCCAAAGGAGCUUGAGGGGCGGGAGGAUAGUUGGGCUCUGCGCUCAUUUUCAAGCGCUCGAUUUUGUGAAUAAAGCCAAAGUCAAUGAGGGCAAUAGGAAGAAGAAGACUAUUCUCCACCAUUCAGAUUCCAUGCCCUUCUCUUAUAGGAUGGAUGCACGGCGCCGGGGGGGGUCCAAAUUCCCAAAGAUCGACGUCUUUGGCGACGUUUAUGUUCGGCCUGGGAAUGAGUUGGCCGAGUCCCUUCAUACGACGAUGGUGGAGAUGAGCCAAUUGGUUCUUCAGGAGUCCGCCUCCCAGCUUCCUCCUGAGACUCCAAUCGAGUCUGUGGAUCCUCCAGAGGAUGCUGGGUUUCAGAUCCUGACGGAGACGUUGGAUCAGACUCUCGGGAGGAGGCCGGGGACAUAUUGUCGAGGGAUGGGGAAUGCCCGGCAGAGGGAACCCAGACCCCGUCCAGCAGUGCAGUCAAGUCAGGUAACUGCUUUGACUGCACAGGUGGCCACGCUUCAGAGUCAGAUGUCGGUGAUUCUGGAGUCCCUCGCACGGUCCGGCAUUCCAAUCCCGCAGUUUCAUACGUCGACCUCCGAGCCUGUCCACCCAGAGCAUCCGCAGUAG